Molecule: messenger RNA, 1629 nt
Organism: Bathycoccus prasinos
Lineage: Eukaryota; Viridiplantae; Chlorophyta; Mamiellophyceae; Mamiellales; Bathycoccaceae
Exons: 1
Coding region: 1-1629 (542 amino acids)
Cellular component (GO): TRAPPIII protein complex
Source: RefSeq, a predicted model, not a curated record
AUGCGGUCCUCCUCCGCCUUUGAAGACCUCGACGACGACGACGACGACGACACCAAAAUCGUCCGGUUUAAAAUCGCGCGCUCGAAGCGUCCAAAGACUGUUUUUGCUUCCUCGUCGUCGUCUUCUUUUAAGGACGAUUUCUUCGCGUUGCAACUCUCCGAAAACGAGAACGAGACCAAAAUCGCGCUCGGGGAAACCGCCCGAUGGUUGAUUUCCGCGCAGAAUGCGAACGACGACAACAACACCAAAAGGGUGGCGACGAAGACGAGAAUAAAAGCAGAGGUACUCGUGGGGAACAAAACUCGUUUCUCGCAAAAGAGGAGAGGCGUCUCGUCGGCAUCAAUACAAGGGGCAACAAGUUUUAUCCUCUUGGACGAGAUUGGAGAUGGAAAAACAACAGAAGCAACAGGGAGUUGUUCGUUGAAACCGUCCGAGUCUCGCGAGGCGGAGGUACACUUUUCGGCGAAGCAUCUCGGGGAGCACACGUUGAAAUGCACGGCGGAAUACGUGGAUUGCCCGUAUGACGAACGGUCGGCGGUCGCGAUUAUGAACGUCGCCGGGGAGAAUACCGUGUACGAUGUCGGGGAGAGGAAGCGCGCGGUGCGUUAUUUUUCAUUCGACGUGACGAAUCCGUUACACGUGAGGACGAAGACGCGACGGGUGUUUACUAGGAGUAGAAGUGAAGAUAGCGAUAAUAAUAGUACGAGUAGUAGUAAAGAGAAGGUGUUUUUAGAGGCGACGAUUGAGAACGUGGAUAAAGCGGCGGCGAGAUUAAUCACGAAAGUGCAUUUAAUCGUGGACGAGAGACGGCACGCAUCGACGGCGCUGUUCCCGGAAAUAGCAGACGAAGAAACGUUGUUUGACGUAGGGAACAACAAGAAUCAAAUAUAUUUACAGAAAGGCGGUGGCGCCGCGCAUUUUCUGUUCGAAAUAACAGAAACCGACGAGUGGGGAGUGUCGUCGUCGAUGACGACGACGUCAACGAGCGGUAAAGACGAACUCGGUACGCUCGAAAUCUGUUGGCUCGGGAGUACGGGUGAACCCGGAAGACUUCAAACGCAACCGAUUUUAGCGCCGAAACCGAGCGAUACGACGCCGCCGCAGAUCGUGCGAGGCACGAGUCUUGGCGGCGGCGGCGACUACAGUCGGCCGAUAUUAAGGACUACGGUCGAGAUUUUGAACAGCGAGGAAGACGAAAACGUUCCGAACGGUGCGAAUAACAUCGCCGCUACCAUUAACCGCGCGGUGAAAGUUACCGCGGUUACGGCUGAAAGACCGUUCCUCGUUCGCGUGAAAGUUUCCAACCUUUCGCCGACGACUGAUUCUGGGGCGGUAGAACUCCGAAUCGAGGACGAUACCGCAAGUAACAACGACGCGAAAACACAAAACAACAUCAGCAACAACGAUAUCAACGCGUUACUCUCCCAUUCGGGCACCAUCCGAGUCAACGGCGAGUCUAUGAAAAUCUUGCAAGAGAUCCCGAAGAACAACGGUUCCCGCGAGGCCCUGUUUGAGAUGGUCGCGCUCGCGCCCGGGGUCAAGAAACUUCCUCAACUCACCGUCCGCGAAUUGAACGGACGCAUUUUGCUCUCUCCAGCCGCGCGAGAGGUUUUUGUUUUAGCGCCUUGA